UUACAGAAAUGUCCACCAAAUUCUCCAGAUUUAAGAGAGCUGCAGUGCUCCCAGUAUAACAACCGUGUUGUUGCUGGCCGAAAAGUAACAACUUGGGCCCCUAGCAGUGGAGGUCCUAACCCGUGCGAACUGCGCUGCGAGGCCAAGAAGGAGAAGCUGGUGUAUGGCUUCGGAAAGGUGUCCGAUGGCACCCCUUGCCCCCUCGGAGUAUGUCUGGACGGCAGGUGUUUGAAAGUCGGCUGCGACGAACGUCUGGGGUCAGAGGUGAAACUGGACAUGUGCGGCGUGUGUGGCGGCCAGAACGCAAGCUGUGUGCAUUACAAGGACGUUUAUCAGGGUCAACUCUCUCCUGACAGCGGUCAUCGAAAUGCUUAUCACGAGGUUGUGGUAAUUCCAACGGGAGCUCGAAAUCUUAUCAUAAGACAGCCGAUUGGAAAGAAUUAUUUAGCUUUACAGGAUCGUAAUAGAGGAAUCAUUUUCAACGGAGAACAGAUCAUCAGCAAACAUGGCAAUUACUAUGACAUCGCUGGCACUUCUGUAGAGUUUACGAUGUUAGACAAUUUGACGGAGACCCUUUCAUCCAGGGGACCGAUCACGCAGGAGCUAUAUGUUUUGGUAUUACUGAGGUCUCACAAUCCAGGCAUCUACUACGAAUACUGGCUUCCUGAGUUACCUCACAAUCCAGGACGACAACAUUAUCCGGUGCAACAAGCUGCAAAUACAAAUCUUCCGCCUGUUACUGUUGCCACACCCGUCAAAUCGCAGUCUUACACUGUACCAUAUUAUAAUUCCAAGCCGGUUUCGGAUUUCAAACCUCAUCAUCGUCCAACAAAGCCAGCUUAUGCAUACGGCUAUGGUGAAAAACCUUAUAAGAGUCAAGAUGCACCUAUUUUUAGGCAUAUUCCUACAACAACUGCAAAGCCUCGUUAUGAUUAUCCUCAGAAACCAAUAUACACUGCUCAGCAUCCUAACUAUAUUGCUGCCAGUAUAGAUGCAAAUAAAGAUAACAAAAUUUCAAGUAAAUAUCCUUAUCUUCGAGCGGAUCCAAUGCCUGCCUAUGUACCAAGGUACCUCGCUGUUAAGCCCGACGUUGGUUAUUAUCAAACCUAUCGCAAUUUCAGUCACAUCCAAGCUCCGAAGCUUCCAGAUAUCAACAAAGAAUAUCCAGUUCUAACUCAAGGUGAUUCAAGUAAUUCGGAUGGUAGAAAUCAAUAUCAAAAUAUGUUUCCCAAUGCUGUGCUUGAUGAUCAGAAAGUCGAGUUAUCCGUUCCCAAACCUGUGAAGUCGACUAUUGGUAAACGAGCCGAUAUGCCACCCAGGACCUAUAUUACGAACGGCCGGUUAAAAUAUUCUUUGGAUAAUAAAGAUGCUGAUGAAGUGUAUGUAAAUUCAUCAGGCAGCUUCACAACAGUACCUCUUUCCAUAGCAGUUUUGAAACUACCAGAUGGACCACGGAAUAAAUCCCGAAAAGGAAAAGCAAAAGAUGGUUGUCAGCCCUGUCAACGAAAUCGUGAUCAAACGAAGCAUUUCUGUCAAAGUGAUUUUGUUAUUCGAGCAUUGGUUAUCAGCUUCGAGUUUCUUCAAGGGGAAACAAGGUACGAAUUGGAAGUGAAGCAGUCGUUCAAAAAUACACUUUCUUUGCUUCCGAAAGAAUACGUAUGGUCGCCAGAUACUUGUCGAUGCCCGAAACUUCGUCCUGGUAAAGAAUACCUUAUCAUGGGAAGGUCCGACAAUAACUAUCGCAAAAGGGAAAGCAGACUGUUGGUAGACAAGACCUGCUUCGUUCGAACUUUCAAUCUCAAAUAUGCUAGACGGCUGCAAAAGCUAAGAAAGGAACAGUCCAAAAAGUGUUUGAAGGUAUCGUAGCAAGAACAUUUGGUCGUAAUGAUUUCGUUUUUUUCUGUGUACAUUUUGAAGUGUUUUUCUUUUCGUGUCGUGUAAAGUUUUGGCAGGCUUAUGGUCUGGCUACCAAAUUGAAAGUCGAUCAAUGAAAAGAACAAAACAAACAAGCAGGGCCGGCUAAGUCGAUGCAUGUUAGUUCUAAUGUUCUCCAAAGCUAAAAAGUAUGGCAAAUAUGAAUUUUGAUGUUGCUGUCCAUCGCAGAAGAUUAAAUUAAUUCCAAGAGAGACUGCUCUUUCAAUAUGACCGAUACUCUUCAGUGUCCAUUUAUUGCUUUAGAGUCUGUUGACGGGAUUUCGCAGUAUCAAAGAACAUUGAGUAUUUCCAUACUUUGCAGAUCUUUCUCGAGAGGCAUAAUGUUGUUUUAUGUAUGAUAAUGUAUUGUGAGUUUUAGACAGCACUGUGAAGUUAAACGUUUUGGAUGUAUCAAAAGAAGAUGAAGACAGAUAAAAUGAUGUAUGCUUUACAAAGAUGUUGUCUUAAAUAUUAUUGUCUAGCUUAGGAUAAAAAUAAUUUAAAACAAUUUCCCGUUAUUAAUUAAUUUUGAAGCUAGGGUUCAAUAAAAAAUGUGUCACUUCUUAACGAGAAUAGUAGAUAAUAUAAUGUACGUUAACAGUGUUAUACAUAUUACUGGUAAUGUAACUUUAAUAAUUCCAGUAGAAUGUUAACAUAAAUAUUCUAUAGAUAAAUGUCUUUAAGGAGUUUGGGAUAUUUAAAAUUUGUUAUGCAGUCACCGUUUCUUACUGGAUAAGCACACUGGAUGUAUAACAUAAUAUUUCUUUUGCUGUAGCAAAAUUUAAAAGAAAAUAUAUCUUUGUAUUUUCUACUUAAAUCAGCUACUUUUAAGCUGAGUGGUGUCAUAAAUUUCUUUGAGGAUUUUUAUAAAAUGUAUUUAUUAUUUUAUAUUACUUAAACUAUUUUUUAACAUUCCUAAAUUUCUCUGAGAUGCUGGAAAAGCUGUGAGCUGUUUUUUGCCCUUAAAACUAUCUUUGUAGAAAUUUAAAAUUUUAGUCACAGUUUUCUGCAUUCAAAAUUAAAAGAUAUUUGUAAUGAGAAAGUCAAAGUGUAUAAAUUUAAUUUAUAUACAUGUUAUAUAUCAAUAUAUCAUUCAGCAUGAAAUAUAUUUUAUUAAUAUUUAUGCAUUUGGCUAAAAAACAAUUAAUGAAUUUACAAUCCACUUAUUUUUUAGUAUUUUUUAGAUAUAAGUGGCAAUAAAUAGUAAAUAACAACGGAUAAGUUCGUAAGUUUAACAUGCAGAAAUAUCUUAGAUCUUAAACCUGCAAUUGUAUUCCUAGAAAAGAAUAUUGUAUAAAUUACUGAGAAUUUGUAGAAUACGUUUUUGUUUUGACCCAGAAUUUUCUCUUUAGUUUCUCUGUUUGAGAAAUCAAAUUUAUUUAAUUAGUGUAAAAUUGAACUUCUGAAUAUAAUUCUUGUUAAUAAAGAUACAGUUUAUUUUUAUUUAUUUAUUUCGUGAACAUUUUGAUUUUGAUUAUUUUGAUUUUCGUGAACAUCAAAUGAAAUAAAACAAAGUACACCAGUAAAA
Messenger RNA from Stegodyphus dumicola, 3442 nucleotides. RefSeq lists its product as uncharacterized. Gene Ontology annotation, molecular function: metalloendopeptidase activity; protein binding. The record is from RefSeq and is a predicted model, not a curated record. Gene Ontology annotation, cellular component: extracellular matrix. NCBI's taxonomy places the organism in Eukaryota, Metazoa, Arthropoda, Arachnida, Araneae, Eresidae. Gene Ontology annotation, biological process: proteolysis; extracellular matrix organization.